Messenger RNA from Camellia sinensis, 945 nucleotides. RefSeq lists its product as uncharacterized. The record is from RefSeq and is a predicted model, not a curated record. Lineage: Eukaryota; Viridiplantae; Streptophyta; Magnoliopsida; Ericales; Theaceae. Gene Ontology annotation, molecular function: protein dimerization activity; DNA binding.
AUGGUGAUAAGUGACAAAUGGGCUUCUUACAAGGAAGAUGAUGUUGGGAAAGCAGGUGUUGUAAAGGAAAAGUUGUUGAAUGAUGUUUGGUGGGAUAAGAUUGAAUAUAUACUCUCAUUCACAUUGCUAAUUUAUGAGAUGCUUAGAUUUUGUGACAUAGAUAAGCCAUGUCUACAUUUGGUUUAUGAGAUGUGGGAUUCAAUGAUUGAACGGGUGAAGGCAUCCAUCUAUAGACGUGAAGGGAAGUCAGAAAAUGAAGAGUCAUCCUUUUACUCUAUAAUGCAUCAAAUAUUAGUGGAAAGGUGGACAAAAAGUAGCACACCUCUUCAUUGCCUUGCUCAUUCCUUGAAUCCAAGGUAUUAUAGUGGGAUGUGGCUUCAUGAAAAUCCCGUUCGUGUUCCUCCUCACAAAGAUGUUGAAAUUUCUGAGAUGAGAAUCAAGUGUUUUAAGAGAUACUUUCCUGAUUCAGAUGAGAGAAGAGUUGUUAAUACAGAGUAUACGAAGUUUUCAAGUUGUUUAGAAAGUUUUAGUGACUUUGACUCAAUAUGUGAUAGAGGAGUAAUGGAACCAGUGGUUUGGUGGUUGGCACAUGGCUCUUCUGCACCUACGCUCCAAUCCUUGGCAGUGAAAUUACUUAGCCAACCAUGUUCCUCAUCAUGUUGUGAAAGGAAUUGGAGCACCUACUCUUUCAUUCACUCUAUGAGGAGGAAUAAAAUGACACCACAACGGUGCAAGGAUUUGGUUUUUGCACACUCCAAUAUUCGCCUCUUAUCAAGAAGGAGUCAACUAUAUACAAAAGGAGAGACCAAGUUAUGGGACGUUGGGGGAGAUGCAUUUGAUUCAUUGGAGGGUUCUGGUUUCCUUGAAAUUGUAAAUCUUUCACUUGAUGAGCCAGAGAUGGAAGCUAUUUUAUUGAAUGAUGAAGUUGAUGGAUGUGAACUUUGA